AUGAGCGACGGGUCGGGGGAGUGGCGGGAGGACGGGGAUGGGGAUGCAGAUACGGACGCGUGUUGGGAUCGUCUCGGGAGGGACCUGACGGCGCUGAUCCUGUCCAAGCUGCCGCUCCGCUCCAUGCUCCGCGCCACCGCCGUCUGCAAAGCAUGGCGCGCCGCCCUCCGAGCAAGCCCCUCCUUGAAACAAGGCCGCCCCUGGCUGUUCCUGCACGGCCGCAGCAACGCCGGCGUCCCGCGCAUCGGCCGCAACGCCGUUGCUUACGACCCCGACGAACCGUCGUCGUGGGUCUCCUUCACCCUCCCGACCGACUGCGUCGCCGGCGCCGGGGGUUUCGCCUUCACUGCCCCCUCCCUCUCCCACCUCGCCUUCGCGCCGCUCCUGCGCGACGGCGCCUGGCGCCACGCCCCGCCCCUCGCUUCCUCACGGUGCAACCCCGUUAUCGCCGCGGUGCCCUCGGGCCCAAGCUCUGAGCGCCGCCACCUGUUCUUGGUCAUCGGUGGCGGGGGCUUCCCGGGGGGCCUUGUGGACAUCGAGGACAGGCUUCCCACGGAGCUCUACGAGUACGAUCGCCGCGGCGACGGUGCCGCCGCAGGAGGAGAAUGGGAGCAGGCCGCGCCCCUCCCCGAGGAGCUCAGGACGGGGAGCUCUUCCUCCCUGUCACUCUCCUCGGCGCUGGUCGGGGACCGCUUUUUCUUCGUGUGCGGGAUCUACUCGUGCACCGUGUCGGCGUUCGACCUGGCACGGCGAGCGUGGACGGCGCCGCACAACCUGUGCCCGGUGCCGGGGUUGGUGGCGGCGUUCGUGGCGACGGGGCACCGGGGGCGGAGGCUGGUGUUGGCUGGAGUGGAGGAAGGGAGAUGCGCGCUGGGGGUGUGGGACGUGGAGCCGCGCACGCUGGCGGCGAGCAAGAUUGGGGAGAUGCCGGCGGAUCUGGCCGCCGGCGUGCUGCCGGGAAGCGUUCGGUGCGUGGGGCAGGACGGCUUGCUUUACGUCUUGAGCGAGGAGGAGCACAGGGGGUACCCGGCCUGCGUCUGCGAGGUGAUCGACGACGACGGAGACGAGAUGGCGUGCAGGUGGAGCAGGCUGCCACCUCUGCCCGCGCCGGCGGGCAGGAGUCGCUUCCGCCGGAUGGUGGCCUUCUGCUCUCCCGUCCUCCUCCGUAAUCACCUCCACACGGACUGA
Molecule: messenger RNA, 1188 nt
Organism: Setaria italica (foxtail millet)
Lineage: Eukaryota; Viridiplantae; Streptophyta; Magnoliopsida; Poales; Poaceae
Product: F-box/kelch-repeat protein At3g24760
Exons: 1
Coding region: 1-1188 (395 amino acids)
Biological process (GO): SCF-dependent proteasomal ubiquitin-dependent protein catabolic process
Molecular function (GO): protein binding; ubiquitin-protein transferase activity
Source: RefSeq, a predicted model, not a curated record